Messenger RNA from Mesitornis unicolor (brown roatelo), 563 nucleotides. It is a transcript of the gene ACP1, whose product is annotated as acid phosphatase 1, soluble. The record is from RefSeq and is a predicted model, not a curated record. Gene Ontology annotation, biological process: protein dephosphorylation. Gene Ontology annotation, molecular function: non-membrane spanning protein tyrosine phosphatase activity; acid phosphatase activity. Gene Ontology annotation, cellular component: cytoplasm. The transcript has 5 exons. NCBI's taxonomy places the organism in Eukaryota, Metazoa, Chordata, Aves, Mesitornithiformes, Mesitornithidae. The annotation marks the transcript as partial.
GUAGGAAACAUUUGUCGUUCUCCAAUAGCUGAAGCAGUUUUUAGAAAACUUGUAACUGAUGAAAAACUUGAAAAUAAGUGGAGGAUAGACAGUGCAGCGACAUCUACCUAUGAAAUAGGAAGCCCUCCUGACUAUCGAGGACAGACUUGCAUGAAGAAGCAUGGCAUUACCAUGAAUCAUAUUGCCAGGCAGGUUACUAAAGAGGAUUUCCAGACCUUUGAUUAUAUACUUUGUAUGGAUGAGAGCAACCUAAGAGAUCUGAAAAGGAAAAGCAACCAAGUUGAAGACUGCAAGGCCAGAAUUGAGCUACUUGGAACUUACGAUCCACAGAAACAACUUAUCAUUGAAGAUCCAUACUAUGGAAACGAAAAGGACUUUGAAACUGUUUACGAGCAAUGUGUGAGAUGCUGCAAAGCAUUUUUGGAGAAGUCCCAUUAAUGCUUCAUAAAAUAAUUAGCUUUCCCUGAAAUUCAUAAGGUUUACUUGACUGAUGUAUUUAAAUUGUAAAAUAAUGCCUCAGUAGGUUCAAUACUUUUUCAGUUUAAUUUUAUAUGUUACCUUUU